AUGCCAACCUCGACGCCAUGGACGCGUACUCCGCUUGAAAUCUGGCAGGAGAUACUCAAACUUACCAUCUCCCUUCCCCUCUUCUUCUCCACCAACCCAGGGCCCAAAGACCUCGGCGUAAGAGGCGAGUUUACGGAUACAUCUAUAUACUGGGAAGCCGAGCGGACGAGGAACGCUCUGAGGAGAGUCAACAAGUCGUGGGAUACGUACCUCCGACGGUUUGAUCAUCGAUUCGUGGACCUGGUCGACGUGGAGCACGGCGACAUUCCGCUCGAUGCGAUUCGCAGUGCGAUACGGAUACGUUCCCUAUGCUGCAGAUGCACGAGGCGUGUCGUGGACUUGGUUCAGCUGGGGGAUACCCUCGAUCAAGUCCACGAGGACGGGACAGUCGAGCCGUGGAAACUACAGAUACUCGUGUUGAUCAAUGCAGGGGUUGAUUCUGUGGGUCGGAAUCGUCAACUCCCACGGCCUUAUGAGCGUCCUCAUCGAGUCGCGAAUUUACGAGUGUUUCUUGGUGAAAAAGAUGUGCCGGGGUUAUGGGAUGUCGUGAAUGGGGUUGGUUUUCCCUUGACGGUGUCCUCAGGAAUCCCGCACAAUGGGUCGAAUUUGACGGCGUUGAGCUGGAAGGUGUACGAUAGUGUGAGCGUACCGGAUACGCCCCAGCUGAGGCAUUUAAAGAUUUGGGUACGGCCAUCGAAUAUGGAUGAAUUCACUGCGUAUCUGGGUAAAAUAGGAACCCAGCUCGAGUCACUUUUUUGCGUCUUCGGUUUGCGGAUGGCCGGGGAUUAUAUUGACAUAUGGAGACUGUGUCCCAAUCUCAAGUAUCUCCGCAUCCGCGGACACCCUGAACCAGUGAUGCCGCCCACGCCUGGUCACCCUAUCGAACUACUUUCCAUCUUUCACUUUGGUCGAGCUCAUCUGUGGACCGUAUACGUGCUCCUUAUGCGGAAAAGAACAUAG
Molecule: messenger RNA, 960 nt
Organism: Serendipita indica DSM 11827
Lineage: Eukaryota; Fungi; Basidiomycota; Agaricomycetes; Sebacinales; Serendipitaceae
Source: the annotation of a GenBank genome assembly